Auxenochlorella protothecoides is the source of this 1563-nucleotide messenger RNA. RefSeq names its product MATE efflux family protein 5. Gene Ontology annotation, cellular component: membrane. The coding region runs from base 1 to 1563 and encodes 520 amino acids. The transcript has 5 exons. Gene Ontology annotation, biological process: xenobiotic detoxification by transmembrane export across the plasma membrane. The record is from RefSeq and is a predicted model, not a curated record. Gene Ontology annotation, molecular function: xenobiotic transmembrane transporter activity; antiporter activity. NCBI's taxonomy places the organism in Eukaryota, Viridiplantae, Chlorophyta, Trebouxiophyceae, Chlorellales, Chlorellaceae.
AUGCCCCCCGAAGCCCUAGUCCCCGCUCACCCCGGCUGGCGCGAUGCCUUCGAGGAGGCUGCCGCGGACGUCUACCCAAGCGGCGCGGUGGUCGGGGCGACCCUGAUGUCACCCCGGGCCAUCGGGAACAACCCCUCCCCCUUUGCCGACACCCCCGUCGCCGACACGGCCGACCCCGCCCCGGGCCUGGUCGGCUGGCCGGCCUACCGCGCCGAGCUCGCAAGCAUCGCCUCCCUGGCGGUGCCCCUGUCGCUGAGCAACCUGAUGGGCCUAGUGAUCAGCCUGGUGGCCAUCGGCUUCGUCGGCCGCCUGGGCGCCUUUGAGCUGAGCGUGGUGGUGACCAGCACCUCCAUAUUCAACGUCUCCGGCCUGUCGGUGCUCACCGGCUUCGCCUCGGCCAUGGAGACGCUGACGGGGCAGGCCUACGGCGCGGGGCACUACUCCCACGUCGGGGUGGUGCUCCAGCGCGCCCUCCUGCUCACCACGCUGCUCACCGCCGCGUUGGGCGUGCUGUGGACCGGCGCCGACCGCGCGCUGAUCGCGCUGGGCCAGGACCCCGACAUCUCCCGCUCCGCGCGCUACUACCUGCUCACCUCCCUGGGCGCGCUGUGGUGCCAGGGCGUGUUUGAGAACCUGAAGCGUUACCUGAUGGCCCAGGGCGUGGCCGCGCCGGUCACCGCCGCCACGCUGGUGGGCGUGGUCGCUGCCCCCGCCUUCAACUGGCUCUUCAUCUACCGCUGCGACAUGCGCCUGCUCGGCGCCGCGCUGGCCAUGGACGCGGUGGGCCUUGUCAUGGUGGCCACGCUGGCGGGCGCCGUCGUCGCGCGCGACCGGCGCCUGGCCGGCACCCGGCGCGCCACCUGGGCGGGCCUGUCGCGCGAGGCGCUGGGCGGCUGGGGCGAGUAUGUGCGCUACGCGCUGCCCUCCGUCCUCAUGAUCUGCUGCGAGUGGUGGACCUUCGAGGCCGUCAUCCUGCUGUCCGGCCUCCUCCCCGACCCCCCCACCUCCCUCUCCGCCAUGGGCAUCGCUGUGGACACAUCCGGCGCGCAGUUCAUGCUCAUCUCCGGCGUGGGCAUGGCCCUGUCCAGCCGCUGCGCCAUCGCGGCCGCCAUCGCGCUCAACCGCGAGCGCUGGGCGCGCGUGUUCACUGACGUGCCCGCCGUGGUGGCCGCCACCGUGGACCUGCUCCUGCUGGUCGUUGCCACGCUGCCGGGGGAUGGGACCAAUGCCACGCUCCAGGGCUUGUUGCGCGGGGCAGGGAGGCAGGAGAUCGGGGCCGUGGCCAACAUCUGCAGCUACUGGGGCAUCGGCAUCCCGAUGGCAGCCUUCCUGGGCAUCAAGCGCAACCUGGGGCUGAGGGGCCUGUGGUGGGGACUGGUCAUCGUCAACCUCCUGCAGGGCUGCGUCAUGCUUGGAAUCGCCAGCACGAUCAAUCUGUCGGAGGCCGCAGACAAAGCGGCUGCCAGGUUUGAGCAGCGCAGGAGUCUCACCCAGGCCCAGGGCGAGGAGCCUCUUCUGGCGGCAGAUCGCUUGGAAGCAGGGCCCGCCGCAGGCGAGGUUUGA